GACAAAUGAUGCGCACCCUUCUGCAGAAGUUUGUCUGCCACGUAAGGGAUUUUAGCAGUUAAACUUUUUAAUUUGUGUACAUUUUGCUAAAGUUUUAACAAUUGUCUUCAAACAUGAUGCUGUUUACUCUUUGUUCCUUAUUGCCAUCACUGUUUGUUUGUGUCACUGGUGGAAAACUUCCAGAAGCCGAUGUGAAAAUUGAGGUGAUGCACAAACCUUUUCAGUGUCACCGAAAAUCAAAGUAUGGAGACAUGCUUCUUGUUCAUUACGAGGGAUUCCUGGAGAGCAAUGGCACUAUGUUCCAUUCCAGCCGCAAACAUGGGGACAGAAAUCCAGUCUGGUUCACUCUUGGGAUCCGAGAGGUGCUUAAAGGUUGGGACAAGGGCCUGCAGAAUAUGUGUGCUGGAGAGCGCAGGAAGCUGACUGUCCCUCCAUCACUGGGAUACGGAAAGGAAGGUCAAGGUAAAAUUCCUCCAAGCAGCACCUUGAUAUUUGACAUUGAGCUCAUGGAGAUCCAAAAUGGUCCCAGGUCCCACGACUCUUUCCGGGACAUGGAUCUUAACGACGACUGGAAACUCUCCAGACAGGAGGUGAAGCAUUUCUUGAAGAAGGAAUUUGAGAAACAUGGUUACUCGCCCAAUGACACACAUCAUGAAGUGAUGGUUGAUGACAUCUUCAAAAAUGAGGAUGAGGACAAAGACGGUUUUAUAUCAGUUAGGGAAUUCACCUCCAUACAUGAUGAACUCUGAAUGACGGAUUCAACUUUUAAAUUAGUUUUUUUUUUUGUAGAUCAUCUUUGAAACUUAUAUAAAUUGAUGUUUUAAACAAAGACUUUCAUAAUUUUAAAACUACAUUUGACCAAUAUUGUCUGAUGUUUUGUUUUAUGUUUUUUUUUUUAUUUUGACAUAGAAGUUUUAUGUUUUAUAUUCAUUUGCACAUUUCAUAACUUAUUUCCCUUGGACACACAUAUAAAUGUCAUAGUUCUUGUUGCUUUAAGAUGAUUAAACAAUUUUUGAUGAAAUAAACUAGUUUUUUCAAAGAUUUAUUUUAGUAACUUGUCCCAGUCUGUAAUGAUGCAGGAUAACUGGUCGCUUCUGUGCAUAUUUACCACUAGAGGGCACUCUUGCCUUUUAUUUUUACAAACUCUUUCAUCUCUUUAAAUCCUCCCCAACUGUAAAAAAUGCACAAUCCCCCACAGUAGCUGACUGACCUAUAUAUUUUUUCUUCAAAUUGAGAGUAAAGUCACGUAAAGCAUCACUUGUUAUCGGAACCAUAUAUUAUGCAUGUUGGAGUAAUGGGAGUUGAAGAUGUUUGAAAUUUUAUUUGGUUUCAAUCUCCAUGUUAUAGAUUAUAUUUCCUCAUGUACUACUUUGAUACAUUUCAAUUUAAACUUUUAAAACACAAAAUGCAUAUUUGAACCGCUUGCAAAAUAAAGACUUUCAACAUUAA
Xiphophorus hellerii (green swordtail) is the source of this 1449-nucleotide messenger RNA. RefSeq names its product FKBP prolyl isomerase 14 (gene fkbp14). NCBI's taxonomy places the organism in Eukaryota, Metazoa, Chordata, Actinopteri, Cyprinodontiformes, Poeciliidae. The record is from RefSeq and is a predicted model, not a curated record. The transcript has 4 exons. The coding region runs from base 114 to 749 and encodes 211 amino acids. Gene Ontology annotation, molecular function: calcium ion binding; peptidyl-prolyl cis-trans isomerase activity.